AUGAGAGAAGAAAACCAGACUUCCACUACCUAUUUCAUUCUUCUGGGAGUUACUGGGCAGCAGAAACAGGAAGAUUUCAUCUUCAUCCUCUUUCUGCUCAUUUAUCCCGUCACAUUAAUUGGAAACAUGCUCAUCAUCCUAGCCAUUCUCUCUGACAUCCACCUUCACAACCCCAUGUAUUUUUUCCUUGCCAACCUCUCCCUUGUUGACAUCUUCUUCUCAUCUGUAACUAUUCCCAAAACACUGAUCAACCAUCUCAUGGGCAGCAAAGCCAUCUCCUUUGCUGAAUGUCUGACACAGAUGUAUUUCAUGAUAGGCUUGGCUAAUACAGACAGCUAUAUAUUGGCUGCAAUGGCAAUUGAUAGAGCUAUGGCCAUCAAUCACCCACUUCGUUAUACAGCAAUUAUGAACACCUGGCUCUGUGUCCUGCUGGUUGUUGGGUCUUGGGUGGUUGGACACACCAAUUCGCUUCCCCACACUCUGCUCACAGCUCAUCUGUCCUUCUGUGACAACAAGGAAGUAGCCAACUUCUACUGUGACAUUACCCCUUUGCUCAAGCUGUCCUGUUCCGACAUCCACUUUAAUGUGAAAAUGAUGUACAUGGGGGUUGGUGUUUUCUCUGUGUCUUUGCUAUGCAUCAUUGUCUCCUAUGUUCGGGUCUUCACCACAGUCUUACAGGUUCCAUCCACUAAGGGAACACUCAAAGUCUUCAACACCUGUGGUUCUCACCUGACAGUGGUUUCUUUGUACUAUGGGACAGUCAUGGGCAUGUAUUUCCGACCUUUAACAACUUACAGUCUUAAAGAUGCAGUGAUAACUGUGAUGUACACAACAGUGACCCCCAUGUUAAAUCCUUUCAUCUACAGUCUGAGAAACAGGGACAUGAAGGCUGCUCUGGGAAAACUCUUCCACAGUAGAACCUCCUCAGCUCCACUUUGA
Molecule: messenger RNA, 939 nt
Organism: Castor canadensis (American beaver)
Lineage: Eukaryota; Metazoa; Chordata; Mammalia; Rodentia; Castoridae
Product: olfactory receptor 1A1-like
Biological process (GO): G protein-coupled receptor signaling pathway
Cellular component (GO): membrane
Molecular function (GO): olfactory receptor activity; G protein-coupled receptor activity
Source: RefSeq, a predicted model, not a curated record